This is a messenger RNA of Silurus meridionalis, 5479 nucleotides long. It is a transcript of the gene fbrs, whose product is annotated as fibrosin. The coding region runs from base 738 to 4586 and encodes 1282 amino acids. The record is from RefSeq and is a predicted model, not a curated record. NCBI's taxonomy places the organism in Eukaryota, Metazoa, Chordata, Actinopteri, Siluriformes, Siluridae. The transcript has 19 exons.
UCACAGAGGAAAAAAAAAUCGACUGAGGCACACAAUGCAGUUUCACUGUAGCGCUAUCCACCCAGGACUCACGAUAUUGCCAGCUUUCCAGCUCCCCUGAAAAAAACAUGUAUCUAUUCCUCUGAUUUUGACGAUCGGGAUUUAUUGCAGCGUUUUUACGAAUUCCCUUAAAGACCACACUCGAGAGAUAACGUUGAUUUGAGUUGCGCAAACAAGGAGAUAAUUGAACUUUCCCGGACUGAGUAGAUUAGACUGUGGGCCGCGGAGGAGGAGGAGGAGGAGGAGGCUGGCCUGCGUUACGGCCGCUGACACUCAAGCUGCAUGUCCGUGUAAAUCGAGCCCGAGGCUCCGGGGCCUACUCCACUGUCGUCUAAUGGAGAUCGUACCAAGCGAGCAGAAGCUUGGAGAGAACGAUCAGUCGCCUCGGCAUAUUUUGAGCGAUGAAACUCACAAUGUCUUGACUCUAAGACAUUAACGUGGAAGGAAAUAGUCUGACGUAUACAACAACCUGGUUUUAUGGAAAACGCAUCUUCGGUCAACCCUUGUCAGGCAGCAGUGUGCUGAUGACAUGCAUUCUUCAAUGGCCACAAAGCUGUAAGCAGACAGAUUAACUCCACUCUGAACUGGGGAACCUACAUUGGUCCAGGAGGCGUUGAUUUUCCUCAGUAUAAGUAAGGUCCCUCUGUGGACCAAGGUUCUAGUGCCUUUUGUACGGCUUGUGUAGGGUUCGCCUUGUAAUGGAUGGGCCAAGUCGAAGCGGAGGGUUGAGACAGAGCCGUCGCUCCCGUUCUCAGCGCGAUAGAGAACGGCGAAGGAGGAGAGCGGACAUCGGGGCCUCGUCACCUUCCUCGGGCUCAGAGCAAGAACGUUGCAGAGACUCCCUCCUUGGUGCUAGUGGUGGAGAAUGUCGGCCAGGCUUUCCUGGAGUCAGGCAACGACCUCCACGUCGGCGGAAGCGGGAAUCUGUGUCUUGUGAGGAAGACAUCAUCGAUGGAUUUGCCAUUGCCAGCUUUAUAAGUUUGGAGGCUUUGGAGAUGGAUUGUUCUCUGAAGCCGCCAGAGCGUGCUGGUAUGUUGAUGGGGAGAGGGAGCAAAAGAAAGAGAGGCCUGGAUGAGAAUGGAGGGCCACUCACAGAGCCAGAAGAAGGACCUCCAGCUACUUACACCACCAGUAGCUGGGAGAAGCGUAGAAAUGAGAAGAAAAAGAGAGAUUCCAAGGUAUCAGGAAACCUCAUGGAGACAGGAUACAUUUGUGAUGCAGAGAGUGAGUCGGGGGAUAAGGCUUCUGACAACGAUAUGGAACCUACAUUCGUUGUUAGUACUAGAGAAGUAUCCUCCAAUCAAGUGAGUAUUGCCUCUACUGUGAGCAAUGGCUGCGCCCUGUUGCCUUCAAACAGUGGGCCACCUCGUCUGUCAGUGACUCCACGAGUCUCUGGCCUGGAACGUAGUCAGGAGAGGAGUCUGGAGCUGCCAUACCCUGAAGCCACCACUACCUCAUCCUCGCUUCUGCUGCCCCGUUCUCCAGCCACUGUAUCCACCUCACUGGCUGAACAAAAUGGAAAUGCUGCUCCACACCACCGCCGUGAUUGCAGCCCACCACAACAUAAACCGAAACAGUUCCUUCCCUUUUCUAGCCGCUCACAAAAUCACUUUGGCAUGGCUAACAACAACAGGAACGGUACCUCAGUUAAGACUCCACCUUCAUCCACCUCUUCCUCUUCAAUUCGACCGCCCACUCCUUCUACUAGUGUGCCUGCAGGCCGAGGCCCAUCUGGUGUGCUGCGACCUUCAUCACACCCAAGCCCUAGUGCACUCUUCACCCCUCCGCCUGGUCUCCCUCCACCUCCUCCUCUUUUGCAGGUGUCACCUCGCUCUUCAGCAGAUCCUGAGCUGCUCCGCCAGGAGCUGAACCCGCACUUCCUUGAAGGCAGAGCCUCUGGGAACAGUGCUGGAGUUAAUGCUACCUCAGCAUCAGGUGGCUCCUCCGUUUCCUCCAGUUCUGGGACCUCCAGCAGGGCAGUGCAGGGCCAGCCCUCUAUCCCACCCAUGGCCUAUCAAUUCCAUCAGCACAACCAUCAACACCAGCACACCCACACCCACCAACACUUUCUGCACCCACCGGCUCCUGCUCCUCCAAUGUUUGAGAAAUUCACAGGCAAGAUCGAUGGUCUCUUUCGGCACCAAUUUUUUCCUCAGUACCCACCACCUGUGCCUGGAAUCCAGCCUGUACUUCCCCCCACUGGACCAUUUAGUUCUUUGCAAGGAGCCUUUCAACCUAAGCUUGUUGCCCUCCAGGGACCUGCUCCAGAUAUGCCUGCUCGUCUGGGAGUUGUACCUCCCCACCUCCAACCUAAAGACCCCAGGAUAACAGACCCUUUUGCUCCAUCACUAAAAGUCAGUAAUAAGCCUGGAAAAUGGUGUGCUAUGCAUGUGCGUGUGGCCUGGAUGAUUUUGAGGCAUCAGGAGAAAGUUAAGUUGAUGCAGGCAGAUCCUCAAAAGCUGGAAUUACGCAAUGACCUGCCACCCCGUCUCCCUGGCUCUGGUGGUAUUGGAGGAAUAGGCAACCUAGGAGCACUUGGAGGUCCUCUGCCACCAACCCAUGAUCUCACUAGACCUGGUAGUCUCUUUGCAGCUGCUAGUGGAGUCAAUCCAUCCUCCACUUCCUUCAUCCCUCCAUCAACGCCCCACUCCUCUUUCCUCACCCCAGCAACUCAUCUGGAUCCAUAUGGCCGCUCACCCCCCUUUCCACCAUUGGGAGCACUUGGUGCUGGUGCCUUUGGGGGACUAGGUAGCCCCUCACUGGGUGCUAGUUCAGUUUUUGGUCAUAAGGCGGAACCAUCUGCAAGUGCAGUAGGAGGAUUGGGCAACCCACACGAUCCAUGGAAUCGUAUACAUGUUGCCCCUCCUUACCCAUCAGGACCCUCUUGGGCCAAAGGACUGGAAAAAAGGGAUGACCGAGAUAGAGGGAAAGACAUGGGAGGAAGAGAACUGACUCAAAUAAAAGAUGAAAAAGACAGGUAUGACAGGGACAGUCUGCUUUAUGGUCGCCAACCCGUGCGAAUGUCCCCGGGUGCAGCGAAGCACCGCAGCAGCACUCCCAGCUCUCACAUGAAUGGACUUGGACCUUUAAACAUAGUUGCUGCUCAGUCUGAUGUGCAAAACAGAGACCGGGAACGUGAAAGGGAGCGAGAUCGAGAGUCAGACAAAAGACAUCAUUCAUCAUCCAGGGUACCAGCUUCAACCUCCUCAGCACCGGACAGGCCUCGUUCAUCCACGUCAUCUGUUCUCGCAACCCCUCCUCCAAAUGCACCUUCAGCAUCUUCCCCUCUGGACUUAUUUGGAAGACAGACACAUGCUCUCAACUCAGAACCCUCCCAUCCAGCCCAAAGAGAGAGUAGUGGUCCAGCUUCUUCCUCCUCAUCAGUCAGUUCACUUCCAGUCAAGAAGCCUGACCGGACAACUACUCCAGUUUCUAAGCCUCCCACUAGUCUCCCCCCUGGGCUGCUUCAUCCCCCAGUUAAAGUCAAGGAAGAAAGAAAGGAGGAGCCUGAGCCAGUGCCCAUCUCCCUAACACAUCCAUCCGUACCCACUCAUAGCUUUGAGAGGCCUAACAGUCGCCACACACACCAUCCUUCAACUCCGUCUUCAACUCUUUCGUUGACUCCCACCUCUGGAGUGCCUCUUCCUCCUCCUACUCCACACCCCACCCACCACCAUCUUCCACUUUUGGAUCGCUCUCGAUUAACCCUUGAGGCUUAUCUUAGUGGAGCUGGUGGACCAGCUGGACUAGUUGUAGGUCCUCCAGUGGAUCGAUUUGCAGCUCAUCCGCAUACACCACCUCAAGGACAUUCACAGGCUCCUCACAGCUUCCCCUGGGAUCCUUGGAGGGAACUUGCUGCUCAGCAACAGCAACAGCAGCGUAGAGAGAUCUUAGCCCAACGGUCAGAUCCCCAUCUUGCACUGCGCACUGAUCCGCACUUGUCCCGUCUACUUCAGCAUCAGCACGCUCGAUACCUAGAGGCAGAGAGAGCAGCUGCAGUAGCGGCAGCAGUGGCUGUUGGCCCCCAUCAUCAAGUGGGACCGACCCCCACUUCUUCAGCCUCAUCCUCUGCGACCCGGCCGGAGUUUGCAUUGAUGACUCCUUUUGAUCGCCCUCAUCAGGUUGGUGGUCAUGGAGGUGGGAUGCUGGACGAGGACCAGCGUACUUCAAUGUUCCGUGACUUUGAAAGAGUGCGAUAUUUUGGGAUGCAUUCACACCUUUCAACAGCUCACCUGCCCAGCCCAUCUCAUGCAGCCCACCUAGACCUAGACUUGUUGUCUCACACUCAGCUUCAUCCUCCAGGAGGCGCCACACCUUCACAUCACCCAAGCCUCUAUUCCCGCUUGGGCCCAUUGCAUCCACAUUCUCAUGUCCCCAAUGGAAUGCUCACCAAACCGCCCAGUCUAGUUCCACCCUUGUCAGUUGGGGCACCCCCUCCACUUAUUCCAUCUGCGACGAGGUCCUCUACUCCACCUCGCAGUUCCAGACUCGGUGGGGCUGGAGAUUUGGCCAUGUUCAGCUCACAUAAGGAUGGAGAGUCCAGAUAGUACUAAGAAGGGCUGGUGCAAGGGAUUUAUAGAUCUCAAACUGCAAAUCUAGAAGUAGAAGUUUAGGCAGGAUACUCCAAGCCUGCUGAAGCUACAGUGAUCAUACACGAGUGUUCAAAUUACCUGAGUGGAGGGCAGAGACACUUCAGAGGGCUGCUCAGUAUAUUUAUCCACUGUGGUUAUAUUGGUGCAAUUUAAGGUACUCUCCCCAACCCCCUCCAGUGCUUUUUCAUUUAUAUUUAGGAUUUUCUUAAAGAGGCCUGUGGAUGUUCAGAGACUAAAGGCAAUGUUCUGUAAUAUGAAAUAUAUACAUACAAGCCCUGCAGGGUUGUCUCCAAGCUGAUGGCUCCAAAGGUGUAUUCAGAGAAAAAGUCUGCAUUGUACUGCAUUUUCUGACAUGUAUUUCCCAUUUAUGAACUCAUGGCUUAAAAAAAAAAAGAAAAAAAAAGCCAGCUAUAGAGAUUGAAAUCUGCACAUGAAGAAAUGGAAAAUGGAGUCUGACAGCUUAAUUUGUGCUUUUCUGUUUGUCUAGUGUGUGCUCUGUCUAUAACUAGAUUGAAGAAACAGCACUGUUGGAAAAUGAACUUAAAGAAACACAUCGUCUGCUUUCUGCUCUCAAUGCAUCUACAGCAAAACCGUGAUCUAAGGCACAACUUCCAUGAACAUUACAAUGAACGUCUGCAGAUUUAUUUUAUUUUAAUCUUUAAAAAUAUUAUUAACUGUACAUCUUGUUUGAUAUUUUAAAAUUUAAAUGGAAAACAAACUUUCCCAUUUUCCUACAUUCUGACUCUACAUGAGCUGGAACAGAAUACAGUAGAAUAGUGAUAUUCCUUUUGUAAUUAUUAUUGUUAACAUUAAUUACCUUAUAUAAUAAACAUAUUCACUGUUUGUUA